UUGCGGAAUUGCAGCUUAGCAAAGACAAGGGAAGGAAAAACAGAGAGAGAGAUAGAGAGAGAAAGAAAGAGGAGGUGAAGGGGGGGUGAGAAUGGCGGCUCUCAGUAUCUUAUCACAAUUGCCACCCAAAUACUUAUCUCAUAAUUCUUAUUAUUUUAAUGAUCAUAUUUUUAAUAAUAAUAAUAAUAAUAAUAAUCACAGUUUUAAAUUAAAGUCUUUGCCUUAUUCUCAUCGUUUCCGUGUUCUUCCUUGUUUCUCUACACAACCCAAAUCCAAAUUCAUUUCAAAUUACCCAUCUUCUAAGCUCUCUGAAAUGCCUACCCAUUCCUCAAAACCAGGCAGUGAACAUUUAUGGUUCCAAGACAAUUCCAAGAACCAAAACUCAACUUGCAAAACAAGGAUGCAGGACCGGUUACAUUCAGUGUUUCCCUCAACACCUGCACAAGUUUCUUCUGUGCAAGAUCUCUACGAAUUUAUUUGCUCAGGUCCUCUCAUAAGCAAGUUGGGCUUGACCUCUGAAAAGAUUGCUGACUCCAUUGACAAGUGGUUAGCAUAUGGUUUUCACUUGUGCCGACUGUUUCAGCUCAAUGAAUUGUACCUUACAGAGCCUCAAAAAGCAAGGUUUUAUCACUAUUAUAUACCAGUGUUUUUAUGGUGUGAAGAUAAGAUUUCCAAGCAUAUGUCCCAGUUUAAAGAUGGAGAAGAUAUACCUCCUUUAGUGAUUGGUUUUAGUGCACCCCAAGGUUGUGGAAAGACCACUCUUGUCUUUGCUCUUGAUUAUCUUUUCAAAAAAACUGGCAGGAAGUCUGCAACAUUAUCAAUAGAUGAUUUUUAUUUGACAGCAGAGGGCCAGGCUAAACUGAGAGAAGCAAAUCCAGCAAAUGCGCUUUUAGAGUUCCGCGGAAAUGCUGGGAGCCAUGAUCUUUCAUUCUCCAUUGAAACCCUGACAGCUCUGAAAAAAUUGACAAAAGAAGGUUUGAAGAUGAAGUUACCUCGUUAUGAUAAAUCUGCAUACAGUGGGAGAGGUGACAGAGCUGAUCCAUCAGUGUGGUCAGAGGUUGAAGGUCCAUUAACAGUGGUUCUGUUUGAAGGCUGGAUGCUUGGUUUUAGACCCCUUCCAACAGAAGUCGUCCAAGCUGUGGAUCCACAGCUGGAGACUGUGAAUAAGAAUCUUGAAGCCUAUUAUGAUGCAUGGGACAAGUUUAUAAAUGCAUGGAUAGUCAUCAAGAUUCAGGAUCCCAGUUGUGUCUACCAGUGGCGUUUACAGGCAGAGAUUGCCAUGAGGGAGGCAGGCAAACCUGGGAUGACUGACGAGGAGGUUAAAGAUUUUGUUUCUCGUUACCUGCCAGCAUACAAGGCUUACCUUCCCACCCUUUAUGCCGAGGGACCAAGCGGUUCAGAUCCAGAGAAUGUCCUCCUAAUUGAAAUUGACGAAGGUAGGAAUCCCAUUCUAGGUAAUUAGGUGAGUACAAGUUCAGAUUAUAGAUAACCUUGAAUGCCCAAUUUUGAUUUCUUGGAAUUGUGUAAUUUAUGUUGGAUUUUGUUAUAAGAAUCACAUGGGAACAGUCAAUUGUAAAUUAUGUUUCAAAUAAGUGGAAAAUUUUCGAUAA
Messenger RNA from Hevea brasiliensis (rubber tree), 1610 nucleotides. RefSeq names its product D-glycerate 3-kinase, chloroplastic. Lineage: Eukaryota; Viridiplantae; Streptophyta; Magnoliopsida; Malpighiales; Euphorbiaceae. The record is from RefSeq and is a predicted model, not a curated record. Bases 92 to 1462 code for a protein of 456 amino acids. Gene Ontology annotation, cellular component: cytoplasm. The transcript is spliced from 12 exons. Gene Ontology annotation, biological process: photorespiration.